Messenger RNA from Corythoichthys intestinalis (scribbled pipefish), 10420 nucleotides. It is a transcript of the gene slc1a9, whose product is annotated as solute carrier family 1 member 9. Gene Ontology annotation, biological process: L-glutamate import across plasma membrane; L-aspartate transmembrane transport. The transcript is spliced from 10 exons. The record is from RefSeq and is a predicted model, not a curated record. Gene Ontology annotation, molecular function: neutral L-amino acid transmembrane transporter activity; L-glutamate transmembrane transporter activity; glutamate:sodium symporter activity. Lineage: Eukaryota; Metazoa; Chordata; Actinopteri; Syngnathiformes; Syngnathidae. The coding region runs from base 7488 to 9470 and encodes 660 amino acids. Gene Ontology annotation, cellular component: plasma membrane.
AAAUUACUGGUUAACUAAAUACUUAUUUGCCCUACUGUAUGUCCUAAGAUUGAGAAAAACAACAUUUCAUACCUCCAAAAGUUAAGGAAAAUCCAAACCAUGCCUUGUGUUAACAAACGUCAAAUCGUUCAAGUUCCUAUUAUACUUUGUGCACCAAUUCCAACACCGAGUUCAAUCUCUAAUUGAGUAUACCCAGAAAAAAAAUGGUUGAAUGCAUCAAGAGCAUGUGGACAGGACUGCAAAAGCAAACAACUGUAGCCCCAUCAUCUCUUCCUAAGGUCUUAUCGCCAGGACUGACAACAACAAAAAAACAAUCAGGUAGCAGUUUAAUAAGCAUUCAAACUACAGACAACUAAUAGGCUAGUACUGUAUAUGUAUUUGCUUUUCAAUUCAAGAUCCAAGGUACUAAUACCACUCCUAGUUGAAGUUUACUCUUAAACAAAAAAGACAAUCACUCAUUGCGUCUUCAAAAAUCACUAACCUAAUGCGAACAUGUACUGUAAUGAGGAACCUGCUUGGUUAACAAAUAUGUAUUGAUGUUUUCCAGAAACAGAUUUAUUGUCAUCUAAUAUUCAAGUGUUUUGAUUUACAGAUGUAAAUUUCUUAAAUACAACAAAUACAUUUUUCUAAAUAUUUAAUUACUGCCAAGAACACAAUAUUAUCUGCAACUCUGCUUUUCCUGACUUCAUACCGCAAAGCUUAACUCAUUCAUUAAUACGUCUAUCGCCGUCAACGGCAGCAAUGUUUUUGCCUCUAAGAAUUGUAACACCAGGUUUUGGUACGGUAAACUUAACAGUACUACCGAUAAAAUCCAAUCUUUCUCCGGUGCCACCUCUUACUAACCCCGCUACCCAACAAACAAUAUCGGGGCAAAGAAUGACAUAAGGAUCGAAAAGAGGAUUUGUGAAGACUACAACAGAGGUGCCCCCCCCCCCACCACCACCCUCCUCCCACUGCUGUCCUGGCUCCACAUUGGAUGGGAGGAUUACAUCCCUUUCGUCCAAAGCGACCGGGACGUUCUCCGUCUCCGGACGUGGAACCGAGGGGGGUCGGAGGAUGAGCGCUUGAGGUCGACAGGUAACGGCGUUUUUGUGUCGUCCGCGGAUUAGAAUCUGUUUUGAAAGCGGUGACGUGGACUUGGCUGGCGGCGCUGCUCUCCAGAUGUGUUUACAUGAGGUGGUGGGAGUCUGAAAUCCAGACUGGGGACGAGCUUACAAUCAGAGCUUUUGUUGCGUCGGAGGCCGUGAGAAAUCGAGAGGGAAAUCUUGUAACAAUUCUGCGUUGAACCGCCGGAACUCAAAUAUGUCGCGCAAUGACCAAAUAUGCUUGCAGAUGACUCAUAUAUCAGACAGAUGAAUAUCUCAUUUUGAUUAAUUGCAAAGAUAAGAUGCUUUGAUGGAGAACUACAGUAAUCUUAGGGUUUAUCUCUCUUUUUUUGUUUUAAAAUAAUGCUUUUUUUUCCUAGCAUAAAAAUUGCUGUGGCGUAUUUUAUGUUGUCAAUUGUUAUUGAAAGAGCUUUGGGAUAUGUGAAUUUUUCCAGUGUGUUGAUUCAGUUACAUACACCAUCUCUCUGAUAAAGUGAUUUGUGUAUGUGAAGUCAUUCAGGAUGCCUAUAGGCGGAGUUUGACUUUUGGGGCAGGGGGGCACAAAAUGUUGAUGACCCCAAAACACAGUGUCAGCAAUAAAAUUAACUUACAUGAAUAUUUAUAAUAAUAAGUUGAAAAUGAGCGGGGUUUUUUUUUUUUUUGUUUCCCACCAUUCUUGAGGGGAAUUCUGAAUCAGGCUGCUUAGGACAGCUAUACUUUUUGCCAAGAUUGUCAUCCAUUGAAUAUUGUACGCCCGCCGGUGUUGUGCCAAUGUAGUUACCCCAGUCAAAAUUGUAUCACCUGGGCGGAGCCAUAUGGAGGUAGAUUUGUGUCUUCAUUAUUCGAUUAAAAAAAAGUUCCUUCAAUCCAAAAAAAAAAAAAAAAUUCAAUCAAAAUAUAUAUUUUAAAUUUUAAAAAGUCAAAAUGUGCAUUCAAAAAUGUGUUUGAAUGCAAAAAUAAAUUUGAAACUCCAAAAAAUGCAUUUGAAAGCUAUUUUUCUUUGGAUUUAUUUAUUGAUUUUUUUUUUUAAUUGGAGUUGUUGUUUUUUUUUUUUUUGCUUGAAGCAGCUUUUUUGAUUCAAGUAAUAUUGUUUUGCUUUUGGGCCACGUUUUGGCUAGGACAUUUGUGUCUUUAUUAUUCAGUCAAAAAAUAAGUUGCUUCAAACAAAAAAUAUAUUCAAAAGGAAAAUCACUUCAACCAAAAAAAGAAAAAAUUCAAUCAUAGAAAAAAAGUUUUUGAAUGUGAAAAAAUAUUUGAGACUCAAAUAUUUGCAUUUGAACACUUUCCAAAACCAAAAAUUUGAUUUUAGCAAUCCUUUUUGUGUGACAUUUGUGUCUAAAUCAUUCAAUCUCCCAAAAAGUUGCUUCAAUCAAAAAAACAAACAUUUUCAAACAAAGAAAAAAAAAAUAAUUUGAAAAAUAAAAUUGCCCUCCCCUAAUUUAUUUAUUUUAAAUAAUAUGCAAAGUGUAAAGUGCUCGUCACAUGAUCUGUUCUAAAAAUCAUUUUGACCCAUGAUAAAAAUAUCUUUUUUGUUCAUUUCGUUCAUUUUUGUUGUUUUAUUGCUUUACAAUAGGAAAGUCAAUUACAUGCAAUGACACUUUUUGGCCACCUGGGGGGGCUGGCCCCCCUGGCCCCCCUUAAACUCCGCUUAUGAGGAUGCCCUCAGCUUUUUUGUGAUCGCUGAAGAGAGCACAGGCAGAGUGUUUCUGUGCUGUGUUAAGGACCCUGUGAAGAUUCUUGUUUUCAUGAGGUGCAUGCAGCAGCUAUUUUUUGUUCCAGGUGAGCGCUUGCUAUUCAGGUUAAGGCUGAGAAGACCUUCUUCACAGAAUACUUAUAGAAAAGUUUUUUCGAGGUACUUCCGCUUUACUUCCUUAUGUCUGCCUACAAUUUCCGUUUCCAAUUUUUUUACCAUUGACUUCAAUGGCGCUGGAGUGGCAUCACUCAGUAAAAAUCCUGAAAAAACACGAUUUGGAAAUAUCGCAUCCUUCUGCCAUCUCGACAUGGGAAGACAACAUAAAGAAGUGGCCGAGGGUGACCACAAGUAAAAUAUUAUCGUAUUUUAUUGAUUCUACGGCAGUGGAUGGAAACGUCAUUAGGAAGGUCCGAGACAUUCCGUUACCUCCGCAGCCACAAAGUUGGCUGUGUCCUCAUACACGAACAUGGGAAUAUUGUCUUCAUGAAGGCGGAUGUAGAACCAAGCCAGUGCCUCAAUACUCCGUACCACAAACCAUGGGUACUGGUAACACCGGAGAGAGACGUCCAAACUGCAGGCUGUCCCGCGGGUCCCGGGCAUUCGUGUAGUCAUGCUGCCACUGUCUUAUGAAAGGUAUGUGCCCCAAAAAUAUGAAACCUGAAAUCUGGCGCUUGAAACGAUUUGUUGCCUUUGCUAUUGAUAUUACGAUGAUGAUUGUAAUUAUUAGGGCUGUUCCGAUCAUGUUUUUUUGCUCCCGAUCCGAACCCGAUCGUUUUAGUUUGAGAAUCUGCUGAUCCCAAUAUUUCCCGAUCCGAUUGCUUUUUUUUUGCUCCCGAUUAAAUUCCAAUCAUUCCCGAUAAUUUUUCCCGAUCAUAUACAUUUUGGCAAGGCAUUAAGAAAAAAAAAAGAAUAAAACUCGGACGAAUAUAUACAUUCAACAUACAGUACAUGCGUAUUUAUAUAUACUGUAUUUGUUUAUUAUGACAAUCCUCAAGAUGGCAUUUACAUUAUUAACAUUCUUUCUGUGAGAGGGAUCCACGGAUAGAAAGACUUGUGACUUUGGAUAUUGUGACUAAAUAUUGCCAUCUAGUGUAUUUGUUGAGCUUUCAGUAAAUGAUACUGUAGCCAUGCCCCAAUGCAUGAUGGGAAGUGGAACCGUGACUGUGCGUAGUGCUAUCAAUUGAUAUAUCUUCUCUGCGUUGGGAAAUAACUUAAGGUGUUAAGAAAAAGAUCAUUUGCUACCUUGCUUCCCCACAUUGCUUCCCAUGAUAUUUCUAAUCGUAGGGAGAGAAUUUGAAAGGCUUUAGCCAAUUAAAAUAAGGCUCCAAAGGCUGCCAAAAUUCACUCUACUCAUUUUACUCUGCCGUUUAUCUCUCUAUAUAGGUUAAAUGGCACCAUUACAGAUUGAGCGCGACAAUGCGUGGGUGGGUCGUGCAGCGCAUGCAUUAAUUGCGUUAAAUAUUUUAACGUGAUACAUUUUUUAAAAAACUCCCGCCGUUAUCGGGAUAAAUUUGAUAACCCUACCUUAAGCCUAAACUAAAGACUCUGGAUGAGUGUAACAUAUUAUGUUUGUAACGUUAAAUACAAUUACAAAACGAUUAAAUUAAAAAAAUAUAUAUAUAUAUUAAAAAAAGGCAUGGCCGAUAUUUUUUUGCCGAUUCCGAUACUUUGAAAAUGACAGACUUAUGAUCUUCAAUAUUAUUUACUACAACUACUGCUGCUAGCCUAUUGCUAAUCAGUACGUGUUGGAUGGCGCCCCAUAAAUGCAAUCGUUACAAGUUUUUUGUUCGUUUGUUUACAGAUGGAAAAUGCUGUUAGACAAGGGAAUAUAAGUUGAUGUGCCUCGCAGCAACACUUACUGUAAGUUAAUGGACAUAUAUUGAGACUACGUCAUUCUACCCGGAGGAGGGCUGGAGGCAGUGUCUCACCCCGAGAUCCAACUACGAGCUUUUUAACUGUAGCAAUUUUAAGACAUGCUAUUGGAGCUGGAAUGACCAAAGUCUGUUUGGAUGCCGCCAAGGGUCUCCGUGAUGUUGGGUGAAAGUUUGGAGAAGCUCCCCUAAGCUCUGCUGUCUGAUAACACAUUCCUCGUAUGCUCAACCUUCAUUAAUGUUUUUCUAAUAAUUUUAGAAAUUGUGAUUUAUUGACCUCUUUUGCACAUGCACCAAUCGUUUUAAAAUAAAACAAGAAAUGGAAUCAUGUUGUCCAAAUGUUUUAUCACGAUCAAUGUCUGCAAUAAAAAAGAAUGACAUACGAUUUUGUUUAUAUGAUAUGUACAUACCUUGUAGUAUUCACUUGUAACAACAAAAUCCGUGUCAGCCCUUCUGCAUUCGGCAAAUGUAUUAUAAUUUGUAAUUUCACCGCAUUUUGGUCACUCAAGUGGCCGGCGUAUAAAUUGAUACCUUACGUCAACACAAGCUGACAGGUUGUUAUAAUUUUGUCCACGAAUGAUCAACGAAGUGAUUAGAACAAUCAUCCAAUCUCAUCUACGUCUCAUUUAGGUCAUUCCGAAUCCAUUUUUGAAGAAUUCGUAUGUUCCUCUGGCUUGAUUUCGCAGUUUUAACGUCGUCAACACUGCUAACUUCAACCGUUUUGUCCAAGAUGGCGCCGUCCAUAUUUCGCUCAGGAAACGUGUAUAGAAAUAGUUAUACGCGCUGUUGCUUAAGUCCAUUAUUGGAUCCUGUGUUUUUUUGGUGGGUUCUGAAGAGCAGGUUGUUAUCGGUCACAAUGGAGUUAGAUCCCCCGUUGGGCUGCCAGUGUUGGGAAUUUGGAGCGGGCUGUAUUGCAGAAAACAUAAAAUGCCAAUCAAAUACCAUAUUUUUUGGACUAUAAGUCACAGUUUUUUUUAUAGUUUGGCUGGGGGUGCGACUUAUACUCAGGAGCGACUUAUGUGUGAAAUUAUUAAAACAUUAUUAUAUCAUUUCACAUGUUAUUUUGGUUUUUUGGAGUGAUACUGAUGGUUCGGUAAACUUGUUAGCAUGUUCUUUAAGUUAUAGUUAUCUGAAUAAAUCUUAAUAACUAUGUUACGUUAACAUACUGGCCACGUUCGCAUUUUGUUGUUCAUGCAUCAUGUAACAUUUUCAUACUGUACACUUACCGUAUACAGCAUGUUGUUCUAUAUUGUAUUUUUUAUUUUAAACUGCCUUUCAAGAUGAAAUAUCUGUUCUAUGUGCUGGAUUUUAUCAAGUAAAUUUCCCCCAAAAAUGCGACUUAUACUCCGGGGCGAUUUAUAAAUGUUUUUUCCUCUUCAUUGGACAUUUUAUGGCUGGUGCGACUUAUACUCAGGUGCGACUUAUAGUCCGAAAAAUACGGUAACUACAAUGAUUUCAUGCAAACAGAAAAGUAUCUUUAUAACAAUGAUAGCUAAUGAUAAUGUAUAAUGAGUGAAAGGAAUACUAUUUAAUAAAUACUGAUAUAUUUUUUUAAUGUCUUAAUGCAGACUUUGCAAAAUUUGUCCUAGAAAUAUCUGCCUUUUCACUGCAAUUGAUACUGUAUCUGAUGAUGUAGCAAUACUUGGUCAUGGCACGUAGCGAUAAAAUGUCUCACUAUGUUGGAAUUGGGAAUAUCCCAAAAUAAAUAUGUUUCACACAUUUUUGUUUUCUAAUUUUGUGAAAGAGCAAUAUCACAAUGUAUUAUCACAGCUGUAACCCUUUAUUAGGCAUUUGACUAUUUUUGGAAUUUAAAAAAAAACUUAGAUAUUAUCAAUGAUCUCAUUUUGAAAAAAUUAAUCCUCAUUGUAAUGUUUUGUAUUUUUCUGUAUAUUUUUAAAUCUAUACAUUAUUACAAUUAUAUCCAUAGACUUCAUAAUAUAUUGACGGGACGCGGGGCCAAUUAAUAGGGGGCCUUUGUCCGUCAAAGCUGACUGAGUGGAAACGCAGACAAAGAGCUUUUUACGUUGAAAAUUCUUCUGAAUAAAUGCUUAAAUCCCUAAAUUCUUUAUAGAUAUGGACCUAAAACCGUCUUGAUUCGUGGUUAAAAGCAAAAAAGAAAACUCGGCAGUUAGCAUUUAUUUUAUGUAAAUAUGUCGAAUGUGCUGCUAGUCUUUAAGCCACUGUGGCGCCGCCUUAUCACCACAAAGAGCUUUUUACGUUGAAAAAUCUUGUGAAUAAAUGCUUAAAUGCCUGAAUUCUUUAUAGAUAUGGACGUAAAACAGUCUUAUUUCUUGGUUAAAAGCAAAAAAACCGGGCAGUUAGAAUUUGUUUUACGUAAAUAUUGCGAAUUAUGAUGCCAAUGCCGUAGCAGUUAAUUUCUCCCAUUGAUUUUUUUCACAAUGUUUCAAAAUGCAUGCAUGGUACGAAAAAUAUAAUAAUUACCUUGAAUCCUUGAACAAAUCACUCCAGAGACAAGCCUUCCUGUUUGUAUGCGGUACAGCUUUCGUACUUUUUCAACCUAAAUCCGGCUUUGGAUGUGUUGAAUAACUGCGACUGACUGUGAAAAACUGAAGCGCAGUGUGGGACAACCCCCUACUUGAAGGCGUGGCGCAGUGUCUGUGGAAUGUGUCCCAUCAAAAUAAUUAUGAAGUCUAUGUUGUAUCAAAAGAAAACAAAUUUAAAAUCAGAACAGAAAUACACAGGUUAAAAUCCCCAAAUAAAACUCUAAAAUGUUUUUUUUUUUUUUUUAAUUUAAAUAAAUUCAUAUUAUUUAACUGAGUUAAAUGAGUUCCCUAUAAAGGGUUAAUAUGAGUUAUUGAGCAUCUCUCACCAGGCAGGAUGACAAACCAGGCCACGGUACAGCAGUCCAACGCCAACAAAACCAAGGCGGUAGAGGAAAUCCGGCAAGAUGACGGCACGGAGACAGGCUACAAAGACGCUGGCCACUGCAGCCGCAAUACUCACAACCUUCUGUUGGGGCUCACCGUCAUGGGUGUGGUUAUGGGAGCGGUAUUUGGCAUGCUGCUUCGCUACAUGAAGGUGACGGAAAGCUCAGCCCUCACCACCAUCUCCUUCCCUGGCGAAAUCCUCAUGAGGAUGCUUAAGAUGCUCAUCCUGCCCCUCAUCAUCUCCAGCCUCAUCACAGGUCUGGCCGGUCUGGACGCUCGCUCUAGCGGCCGAAUGGGCAGCAGAGCUAUGGUCUACUACAUGACCACCACCAUCAUUGCCGCCAUCCUAGGCGUCAUCCUUGUGCUCAGCAUUCACCCUGGAAAUCCCAAGCUCCGCGGCGGUGGUACUGGUGCUCCCUCCGGCCCACCUAAGAGCCAGGAAGUCAGCAGCCUGGAUGCCUUCCUGGAUCUCAUCCGCAACCUCUUCCCUGAAAACUUGGUGCAGGCGUGCUUUCAGCAGGUCCAGACAGUACUGAAACAAACGGCGGUGGUGGCCCCAAACCAAACGGAACCGAUUAUUGUCGGCAAGAAGAAACUUGAAUAUAAAUGGGGCAUGAAUGUCCUUGGCUUAAUCGGCUUCUUCAUCACCUUUGGCAUCUGCAUGGGCAGGAUGGGCGAGCGCGGCAAAGUCAUGUGUGAAUUCUUCAACAUCCUCAACGAGAUCAUCAUGACCAUGGUGUCCAUGAUCAUGUGGUACUCUCCAGUGGGGAUCGCCUCUCUGAUCGCGGGCAAGAUCGCUGCCAUCGGGGACCUGGAAGUGAUGGCACGGCAGCUGGGCAUGUACAUGGUGACCGUCAUGGUGGGCCUGCUCAUCCACGGGGGCCUCAUCCUGCCCGCCAUAUUCUUUGGUAUCACCCGCAAGAGCCCCUUUACCUUCUACUCUGGAAUCUUCCAGGCAUGGAUCACCGCGCUCGGAACGGCCAGUAGCGCCGGGACCUUGCCGGUGACGUUCCGCUGCCUGGAGGAGAAUUUGAAGAUCGACAAACGAGUGACACGCUUCGUGUUGCCGAUCGGCGCCACCAUCAACAUGGACGGCACGGCCCUCUAUGAGGCAGUGGCGGCCAUCUUCAUCGCGCAGAUGAAUGACAUCACGCUGGAUGGCGGACAGAUCGUCACUGUCAGCAUGACGGCCACCCUAGCCAGCGUGGGAGCGGCCAGUAUUCCCAGCGCCGGAUUGGUCACGAUGCUGCUGAUCCUGACGGCCGUGGGCCUCCCUACGCAAGAUAUCAGCCUUCUCAUCGCCGUCGACUGGCUGCUUGACCGCAUGCGCACCUCCAUCAACGUGGUGGGCGACUCUUUCGGGGCAGGCAUCGUGGACCACUUGUCCAAAGCGGAGCUCCAGGAAAUCGACGCUGCUGAAAUGCAGAUCCUCCCUACGGAGGAAGAGCUGGAUUUCAUCCCGCCACCACCUAUCCUGACCGAGAUGGACCUGGUGGACCCGCUCAAGCCGCCCGAGCUGCCACCCCGUUCGCCCCGUCCUCCUAAGCAGAACCACCAUGGCCACGUCCUGUCCCAGUCCCACUCGGUCACCUACUCGCCUUCUCGUUCUAUCCGUUCCCCAUCGCCGCGCUCUAUCCGUUCGCCCUCUCCGCGUUCCAUCUGUUCCCAUUCCCACUCCCCUCGACCAUUCCGCGCCCACUCACCUCGCCUCCUCUGCAGGACGGAACCGGGCUACUCAGCCCUACCCAGCCACGAUAACCAGGUCCCCGGCCUUCCUCGCUGCUACCGCGACCGUGACCGUCUGCACCGAGAGAGCGAAACUGAGGAGGAGGAAGAACGAGAACGAGUUCUCGGUGAGCCCAGCGACGGCGAGGAAAGCGACGACACAGCUUAUGACCGGCGGCACGCCAUCCUUCCAUGCGACCUACCGUGAAAACAAAUUCCGUCCAGUUGUUGAAAUUCAUGUGAAAAUCAAAACACCUCUCAUUUUGUUGCUAAAAUGAUUAAAUUAAUUUAUCUGUCACUGUGUUUGAUUGGUCAUUUUCAAAACUAAAACUCCCUCGUGAAACCGUCGUUUCCACCAAGCGGCAAUGUUUCAUCCGGUUUGCAGGAAACGCCAGAAGUAUACUAGGGCACCUGCAAGUCGACUAGCCAAAAUGGCCAAAGUAGUCCUCUGUUUUGCGUCACCUUCAAGCAAACUUGACCUCCCGUGUCUUCUAUCCAUUUAUUAGCAAUUUGCAGUUUUUCUUCUGAUGUUUUUCCUACGCUGGAUGACUCAUUGUUGCUGAAGCGCACAAGUUUUUUGUUGUUUUAUUUUGACUUUUAUUCCGAUUUUAUCUCGCAGAUCAAGAGCACACACCUCCCACUCACCUACUCCGCUUGAAUGCCUUUCUUUUUUUCGACGUGGCAGGUCUUAAGUGUGCGUGUGUGUGUGUGUGCGUGCUUGUAUGCAAUAAAACCUCGCCAAGAGUUCCUUUAAGAGCAGUGUUUUCUUUUACCUUCUGUGGGAGGUUUUGCCAUGCAAAAGGGGUCACACGUCAUAGUUAAAGACAAAAAAAAUCACAAAGAAAUUACUGGAUGGACAUACACACACAGGCACGCACACCAUUGAUGAGACAAAGAUACACAUAUCAACACACUUAAUCCUCUCAAAGAAGAUGGAGGGGUGGUAGAUGGGGGGCGGCAGAUGGCCAGAAAGACGUCAAUCCUUUUCAUUCUUCCCAGACAGCAUAAGAACGGCGGAUGAUUGCGUUGCAGGCCGGCUGUGUGUUUGUGUGUGUUGAAGGUGAAAGUUUGACAAUGGUUUGACGCACGUCAUUUAAGUUUGGUGCGGCGAAGCGCUAAUCUGCUCGCUAACACGUCAUUGUGACGAUAAGCCAUAGG